AUGAAUAUAUCUAUACCUUCUAUACUAAUUGCCAAUUCUCAUAAUCUUAUCACAUCUACAAGUGAUCUAGCUAUAUCUACUAUUACUAGUACUAACUCUAGCAAUCUUGUAGCUACAAUUGCAAGCUUUAGUAGCCCAGCUAUAUCUAUUGCUAUUAAUACCUCUAAUAAUUUCAUUACAUUCAAGUCUGGUAAUUUUACCAUAUCUACAUUAUUUAUCGAACCUAGUAGCUUUACUGCUAACCUAAGAAAAGAAAGAAAUUUUUUAAAAAUUCUUGCUGAUUUAAUUACUCCUAGUAAAGAAAUAUUUAGAGUUAGUAGUAGUGAAGAGAAAAGUAAUAAAAAUGCAAUAUUAAGUUUAGUUCAGCUUUAUAAUAAAGCAAAACAUUCUCAAAAGUAUACAAUAUUAGCAAACUAUGCUAAAAUAUGGUCCUGGUAUCGAUUUGCUAAAGUAUUUGAGGAUUGA
Messenger RNA from Dentiscutata heterogama, 465 nucleotides. The record is from the annotation of a GenBank genome assembly. NCBI's taxonomy places the organism in Eukaryota, Fungi, Glomeromycota, Glomeromycetes, Diversisporales, Gigasporaceae.